AUGCCAUUUUGUCAAAAAAAUUUUAAUUUGAGUGUUCGAUCCAAGAGAAGGCGGGUAACAGAAGAAUUAAAAAAUAAUGUUCCAAUAAAUUUGGUUGACCCUGUUUUGUCAACAUCUAGUACAUCGGAAAAUGUCACUACCACUUCACAUUUUAAUUCUAAUUUAGACAAUAUAUUUUUUUUACCAUCCAACCAACCAACCCAAAAUUCCAGUAAUCAAUUAAAUGCUAGUCAUAGUCGUCAUGAUUUAAAUGAUAGUCAAAUCAUACCAAAUAACUUAAACAUACAUCGUUCUGAAAAACAUGAUAACUCUCAUUUAAUUGAUGAAAAUAUAGAUUUUGAACCCUCAGACCCAUCUCAGACGCUAUCUGAUGAUAUUAAAUGUUUAAUUAGAAAAUGGACCAUAGAAUUUAAUAUACCUCAAAUUGCCCUAAAUAAGUUAUUGAGGAUUUUAAAAAGACAUAAAUGUUUUGAUUCCUUUCCUCUUGACUCUAGAACUUUGAUGCAAAAUAAUAAUAAACAUUUGGGUAUUUCUAAAUUAAAAAUUAUAGAACCAGGUUCUUACUACCAUUUUGGUAUUGAAAACGGUAUAAAAUUAAAUAUGGUUGAUAAUGUUAGAAAUGUAUCUGUUAUUGAAAUUGCUGUAGGGAUUGACGGUUUACCUUUAUACAAAUCGAGCUCUGACCAAUUUUGGCCAAUUCUUGCCUAUAUUCGUCCAAAUGGUCAUGUUUUUCCGAUAGGAAUCUAUCAUGGAAAAUAUAAACCAUCAGAUAGCAACAAAUUUAUUUUGGAUUUUAUUGAAGAAGCUAAAUUAUUAAUGCAAAAUGGUGUUAGAAUAAACGGCAAAAUGUACGAUUUCCAUGUUAGUGUAUUAUGUUGUGAUGCCCCUGCAAAAUCUUAUGUUUUAAGGACUAAAGGACAUUCUGGGUUUUCUUCAUGCUCCAGGUGUGAACAUGAAGGAGAAUACAUUCAAAAUAGAGUUUGUUUUCCAUACUUAAAACCAGAAAGAUGUCCCCCUAAACGCACUCAUCAAAAUUAUAUAACACGCUUAAAUGAGGAUCAUCAUAUAAUAAAUAAUUCAAUAAUUGCUACAUUACCUAACUUUGAUGUUGUUUAUGGGUUUUCUAUGGAUUAUCUCCAUUUAGUUUGUUUAGGUACAGUCCGUAAACUAAUUAAUUUAUGGAUCAAAGGCCCAAUGAAAGUGCGUUAUCCUUCAUGGAAGAUUAAUAAGUAUCAAUCAAAUAAUAGUCAAACAAACUUUAAUAUAACAUCAGAACUCAUUGAGUUUCAAUCUGCCUCUAUAGACAAUAUAGUAGUAGUUGCUGAUAAUACCGAUGAUAGUCACAAUGUUGAAGGCACAGUUAAUAACAUUAUUAGAACGACGGCUUCACCUUUUAAAGUGACAAAUGUCAAUGAUACAACGACAACAGAAAUAACUGAACCGUAUAUUCCACUGUCAUUGACACCAGCUGGUUCGCAAUCUUUCACAAGUGAUUCAUUAAUUGACAAAGUAAACAAAAUUAAUCGUACAACCUUAAACACAUGGUAUGAAAUAAAAUCAAUGAAUGAAAAAAUCGAAAAAUUGGAGACAAAUUUAUUUAUAACUAGCUGA
Messenger RNA from Macrosiphum euphorbiae (potato aphid), 1611 nucleotides. The record is from the annotation of a GenBank genome assembly. NCBI's taxonomy places the organism in Eukaryota, Metazoa, Arthropoda, Insecta, Hemiptera, Aphididae.